AUGGAGAGCGAAAACGCCGCAGCCAAAGAGGGGCCUGGAGCGCCGCGCAGCAAGUCGGACAGACUGCGACUCGUCUUCAAGGACCCCGUCCAGAAGGCCAACGCGUUCGCCACCACGCCCCUCGUCCCGCAGGCGUCGCCGGAGGGAGCGACGCCCGCCCCCAGGACGCCCAGCCCGGACAGCCAGCGUCCUGCCGCGGAGCCCUACCUGAGCGGCCAGUCCAGCGGGGAGGCGUCGGACGCCAACGGCUCUCAAUCACCCUCAGAUCUGCUCGGCGCGGCGACGCCAGAGAAGAAAGAACAAAACGGAAAAAGAAAAACGGAAAAUGGCGUCGCUGGGAGCGGGAGGGAGGCGGAAGCGGAGGACGUCCCGGCAGAGGCGGAGUGGGAGCGCAAUGGGGAGUCCAUGGGAGAGCCUGGGAUGAAUUCUGGAUCGGGCAAAGGAGGUGGCAGGCGCGGGGGGGCUGAGGGGCCGCAUGCGGCAGCGGGAGGCGAAGGAAGGGCGGGGGAUCGGCUUGCGCGGGGCGGCGAGGGGAGGGGACGGCAGCGGUGGGAGGGGCAAGGCGUGGGCGGCUUGGCGGGGGUGGCGCGGGCACUGUUUGUGGCCGCCGCGGUGCUGAUCUUGGUGGCGGCGGUGACCCUUGGCGCGUUUUGCUUCAUGUGCGGGGACGAGAGGGUUCAAGACUUCAUGAGGGAGAGGGACUUUCAUCCAGUCUUCCAGAUGCUGGAACAAGGGUCAGUGCUGAGAAUUGCUGGGAUCGAGAUUCUCAAGCGCCUAGCCACUGACAGCAGAGUGAACAAAGAGGCACUUGUGGAGCUGGGGCUGGUGCCCAUGUUGGUGACCAUGCUCAGAACCCAUAGUGGAUGGCAGCCAGAGUUGCAGCAUAAGGUGGCUGCAAGAAUGUUACAUUUCCUGUGCAAAGGUGUCCCAAAGCAUGCAGAUGCUUUGCUGGCGAGUGGCGGGGUCCCAGCAUUGGUUGAAUUGGUCCAGGAGGGACCUGAGGCAGAGAAAGCAGCCACUGCAGCUGAGACACUGGCUGUGCUGAUGGCAAACCAAGACUCCGUUUAUGCAGAGAGCGUUGUGGCAGCGGAUGGAGUCGAGGCCCUAAUUAACCUGCUUGAAGGCGCCGACUCUCCUGUGAGUACAUCUGCUGCAUGGGCACUGGCCAACCUGGCAGGCACCAAUACAACAGCCCAGGAUGCGAUCAGGAUGACUGAUGGUUUGGAGCAUUUGGUUCGAUUGGUUGGGGCUGGCAGCGAAGCAGUGACAUCACAUGCUGCCAUCCUUGCCCUUGGCAAUCUCGUUGUCCACAAUUCACGCAAUCAAGAGGCUGUGUAUGAAGCUAUGGGAGUGGACGCUGCUGUAACACUGUUGGAAUCUUCCAUAGAUACCACUGCAGAGGAUCAUGUGGAUGCUGGGAUCAAGAGGCAGCUCAUCGAACAGGUUUUCGAGGCUUCCAAGGAAAGUGACGUUGUUAAGUCGGCAAUUCGAAAAGUCGGUGGUGCCGACCAACUCAUUCGUCUUGUGUUGCCUGAGGCAGCUGGGAAACUGUCAUUUUGGGAUCCUGACCGUCACGCUGUGGCCAAGGUCAUCGAAGGACCAAAUGGCACAGACAAAGACACUGCCAAACACAUUAUGGAACUACUUGCGAUGCUGCAGGCUGAUCAGGGGCACGUGCGGUUUGGUGGAAGUUCAUUCAUGUCUGUAUUCAAACGCCACAACGACCCCAUCAAAGUUCACAUUCGUUUGGCAGAGGAAGCAGCACCCCUUUCACGAGAGCACCUUGCUGACCGUGCCGCCUGGGCAAUUGGAAACAUCGCUGCAGGCGAUGCCAGGUGUCAAGAUGCAGUCAGGAAGGCAGGGGGCAUCGAAUUGCUGGUGACAAUGCUGGAGACAGCAUCUGCUAGCCCAAUCGGCGCCAAGUCAGCCGCAUCGGCCUUGACUCUGCUGAUUAGGAACAACAAGGAGAACCUCAAUGCAGUCUUGCGCACGAAUGCCGUUCAGAUGCUCCUCAGAAUCCUGGGAACGAAUUCGGACAAGGAGGUGGUGGACUCAGCGGCACACGUUUUGAAGGUCAUGGCGCAUGAAGGACUCUUCGACGGGGACGCAAAGGUAACGGCCAUCGGCGAAUGGAUCACUAGGCAGCUGCAGGCGGUCGGCCUGGAAAUCGACCCACAAAUGGCCCUUCUGUUCGGCGCCGCUGGACCAGUGGUCUGGCUCGCAAUGGCGAUUGUCAGGAAAACGUACAUGCAUCGGGGCUAG
Messenger RNA from Ostreobium quekettii, 2262 nucleotides. The record is from the annotation of a GenBank genome assembly. Lineage: Eukaryota; Viridiplantae; Chlorophyta; Ulvophyceae; Bryopsidales; Ostreobiaceae.